Molecule: messenger RNA, 1158 nt
Organism: Lodderomyces jiufengensis
Lineage: Eukaryota; Fungi; Ascomycota; Pichiomycetes; Serinales; Debaryomycetaceae
Gene: PRO2
Product: glutamate-5-semialdehyde dehydrogenase
Exons: 2
Coding region: 1-1158 (385 amino acids)
Molecular function (GO): NADP binding; glutamate-5-semialdehyde dehydrogenase (NADP+) activity
Source: RefSeq, a predicted model, not a curated record
AUGUCAAGUGAAACUAUUGCCAAAGAUGCUAACCUUUCUUUCUCAAAAUUAAAAACACUUUCCAAUGAAGAAAGAUCACAGGCAUUACAAGAAAUUUACAACACCUUAAAAGAAAAUAAGUCACAGAUCCUCCAAGCUAAUGAAAUCGAUUUGAAAAAUGCUGAAACUCAAAAUUUAUCAUCAUCACUUAUCAAGAGACUUGAUUUAUCAAAGGGUGGAAAAUUUGAUUCUAUGCUUCAAGGAAUAUUAGAUGUUGCAAAUUUACCAGAUCCAGUAGGAAAAAUUACAUUAGCUAAAAAAUUAGAUGAUGGAUUAAACCUUUAUAGAGUUACUGCACCAAUUGGAGUUUUAUUAAUUAUUUUUGAAAGUAGACCAGAAGUUAUUGCAAAUAUUACCGCAUUAGCAGUUAAAUCAGGAAAUUCUGCAAUUUUGAAAGGUGGUAAAGAAUCGUAUCAAACAUUCAAAGUUAUGAGUGGAAUUGUAAAUAAAGCAUUAUCAAAUACUAAAGUUCCAUCAAAAGCUAUUCAAUUAAUCGAAAGUAGAGAGGAUGUUGCAGAUUUAUUAAAUCAGGAUAAAUACAUAGAUUUGGUAAUUCCAAGAGGAUCAAAUGAAUUAGUGCGUCAUAUAAAAUCAAAUACAAAAAUUCCAGUAUUAGGUCAUGCUGAUGGUAUAUGCUCAAUUUAUGUUGAUUCAAAUUAUGAUAUAGUAAAAGCUAAAAGAAUUAUUGUUGAUUCUAAAACAAAUUAUCCAGCUGGGUGUAAUGCUGUGGAACAAUUACUAAUCAAUAAAAAUAUUCCAGAAGAAGAACAGAGAGAAAUUUUACAGACAUUGAUCGAUAACAAAGUUACAGCUCAUGUUACCCCAGAUUUAAAACUUAUAGAGUCAGAAUAUGUAAAAGAUGCUAAAGAUGACUCAUUUGAUAAAGAAUAUCUUUCAUUUGAUAUAUCCGUGAAAUUAGUAGAUGAUGCUGAUGAAGCUAUUAAACAUAUAAAUGAACAUUCAUCAAAACAUACUGAAUGUAUAAUAACGGAAGAUGAACCAACUGCCAACAAGUUCUUAAAAAGUAUAGAUUCAGCCGGUAUUUACUGGAAUGCUUCAACAAGAUUCGCUGAUGGUUUCAGAAGGUUUAAUGAGUUAUCAAUAUCAAUUAAAGGGUGA